Penicillium concentricum is the source of this 474-nucleotide messenger RNA. RefSeq lists its product as uncharacterized. NCBI's taxonomy places the organism in Eukaryota, Fungi, Ascomycota, Eurotiomycetes, Eurotiales, Aspergillaceae. Bases 1 to 474 code for a protein of 157 amino acids. The transcript is spliced from 3 exons. The record is from RefSeq and is a predicted model, not a curated record.
AUGGUCAAACUCAUCAAUAUACUUCUUGUGUGCGGUGCUCAGCUCCUGUCUGAGAUCCCCUCGACACAAGCCCAAGGAUUGGCAGGGCAGGGAUCUGGAACCGCUAGUGCUCGCUUUGGCCAAGGCUCAGGAUCUAGAAACGGGCUUGGUCGUGGGUGUUGUUGCUUCGAAGAGCCAGAGCCUGAGCCAGAAACUCCUGUUGAGUGUAAACCACAGUGUCCCUCCGCGCAUGCGAAGGCUUUCCAGUGUAAUGGCCGGAAAUAUAAGCAGUUCUGCGGCAUUCAUGUCGCUACACCCACACUGAGAGAGUUUGACGUGUCUUCUUACCAAGAAUGUUUCGACAGCUGUAUUCAGGAACCUCAGUGUCACGCUCUUGAUUUUAUGAACAACCACUGUUGGCUGAAAACGCAAGGUGUUGAUCCGCCUCCCAAAGCCAUGCCGAGUAACCAGGAUAUUAGCAUUAUCUUCCUCUAG